AUGGUAUCCUUUGAUGUAGCGUCUCUCCUCACCUCCGUUCCACAGCAACUACUGAUAGACUUUAUGAACCAACUACUGGCACAGCGCUAUGAGGAGAGGGACAAAGCCCUAAAGUCCGAACAUCUGCUCGAGUUUCUGCGACACUGCCUCAAGACCUAUUUCACCUUCGGUGGACAAAUGUACGAACAAAUAGAAGACACUCCUCUGGGCUCCUCUCUUCCAGGCCUAGCCGUUGAAGUAGUUCUUCAACGGAUAGAACUCUUAGUGUUCCCCAAGUAUCAACCAGAGCUCUGGGCUCAUUAUGUCGAUGACAUCGAGCACCCAAAGGAAACACUAAACUCGGUGGACCCGGAUACCCACUUUGCGAUGGAAACAGAAGCAAACAAUCAACUGCCCUUCCUUGACAUGCUUGUGCGCCGGUGUACAACUGGACAACUGCAAAUCCCAGUAUUCCUAAAAUCCACCGACACGGAACGAUCCUACACUUCAACAACAAUCAUCCUCUGUCUCGAACGUGCCUGUGUCUGCACUCUAUUCCAAAGGGUCGAAAAACACUGCAGCAGGGCAGAAGAUAAAAGAGCCGAACGCAACAUCCACCACAUGCAUCCAACUGCCACCGUGCUGACUCCUGCCGCACUUGUGAUUCGAGUCUAA
Messenger RNA from Spirometra erinaceieuropaei, 654 nucleotides. The record is from the annotation of a GenBank genome assembly. Lineage: Eukaryota; Metazoa; Platyhelminthes; Cestoda; Diphyllobothriidea; Diphyllobothriidae.